This is a messenger RNA of Protomyces lactucae-debilis, 1380 nucleotides long. RefSeq lists its product as uncharacterized. Lineage: Eukaryota; Fungi; Ascomycota; Taphrinomycetes; Taphrinales; Protomycetaceae. The coding region runs from base 1 to 1380 and encodes 459 amino acids. The record is from RefSeq and is a predicted model, not a curated record. The transcript has a single exon.
AUGUCGCUCGACGCAUUCAUCGCACAGCAGGACAGGCAAUUCGAUACAUUCCGCAUGCGAUAUGCCAUGCAACCGCAUAUCCAGGAUGCAAUUCCAUCUACACGCCCAAUGACUGAUCUACCGGGCAGCAAACCCUCAGACGCGUCUCUCCACUCACAGCUCAAGAGCUCUGCAUCAGCAGCGCGCAUCACAACGGCAAUCUUGGAAGGCUUCCCACACGAGCGAGGACGGCCGGUCGCGGUUGACGCGCCACAGGAGAUGCAUGUUACACAAACACCACAUCCGCGCGACGUCGCACCACCACUCCCCAAUGAUGGUGGUGGUGACGCGAAACGCUUCAGUCGGACCAGCGCGUAUGCUGCAUUUCGUGAGAUAUUGGUCCAUAUCGAUGAUGACGGCAAGAGUGAGAUUGACACGCUUGACUCACAGCGAUAUUCCUACCAGCAAGGUCGUGAUAAACGCAGCUCUGCACCGAUUCCGAUUGCUGGUGGUAUUCAGAUUCGCAAGUUGGGACCUGCGCCUUGGCAGAUGGAUGAUGAAGAUAGUGACCUUGAGGAAAAUGAGCUUCGUUAUCGAGCCACGGAACGUGCAGUUGCUGGGCUAGGCGUCUCGAGCCUUCAGCAUGCCUCGACGACUUCAUUGGAAUUUGCAGGCGAUGUGCCUCGCUCACGCACCGCCAGUGGCGAAAGUGACCCCAGUCUUCCAGCCACGGCCACCUCAAAGCAUAAGAAGAAGGAUGGACAACCACGGAAGCGAUCUGUUUUUGGUUUCAUGAAACGCGUUGCUGGUAGUUUGAGCGCAUCACCAGCGAGUGAUUUGGGGUCUUGGUCACGCAAAGGGUCGGCAGGAUCCAACAAGACUGGUGAAACGAGUGCUCCUGCGAGUCCCAUCUGGACGACGCACGAAGAAGCAGCAGCAGUGUCGAUGGAAACGCGUUCAAUGACACCACCACCAGCAGUCAUUCACGCCAUGCCAGUCUUCACAGCGCAGCAAGAACACGUACCGAGCACCACUGAAAAGGCACUCCCUGCACAACCCCUUCCGAAAUCAGAAUCUGGACAAGCCGUUCAUCGACUCAUCCAGGGCGCCAUUGUAUUUGAAGAACCACUAUCUAGAGAUCGUCUGGCUCUCGCACCAGCCAUGUCGUCUCCUGUUCGUCGGAUACGGCCGUCUUCCUCUGUUCCACAAUUGCCUGCGACCUUUGAAACGCCUAGCAGACGUUCGAGUCAGGAGGAGGUGGAGGAUGCCGUGCGUGCACAGGUCUACGAUGCUGCUGAUGAUGUCGUACAGCGUGAACGUGCUGCGCAACAUGCGGCAAUGGUGAAGAAACGACAACAGGAUCGCAUGUCACGCAUGUUUGACCAUAUCGUCAUGCAGUAG